AUGCUCGGGGACUGCCCACAUGUAAAAGAACAUUGGCAAAGCUUAAUGAAACCUAUCCAUUGGUCGAGACUCAAGACGUCCAACAAAAAGCAGUGGCUUAAAUGGAACCUUAAUGAGGAUAUUGGGAAAACCUUCUCAGAUGAGGAAGAUGAGAACUUAGGGUUUGGAAUUGCCACACUUUACAAAGCAAAGGCAGACCUCAACCUCUUGAAAACAUCAUAUAAGAAAGGAAGAGGAAGCUACCAAAGCAAGUGGUUUUGCUAUGACACAAGUGAAGUUCGACUAGACAUGGACGGUUCAUACAAGAAUGGUGUUGGUAAGUGCAAUGAUAUUAUUCAUGAUAGUAAUGCAAAUUGGCUUAUGGGAUUUAAUAGCAAUAUUGGUAACUCCAGCCAUCAUAAAGCUGCAAUCCCAUAA
Molecule: messenger RNA, 417 nt
Organism: Prosopis cineraria
Lineage: Eukaryota; Viridiplantae; Streptophyta; Magnoliopsida; Fabales; Fabaceae
Exons: 2
Coding region: 1-417 (138 amino acids)
Source: RefSeq, a predicted model, not a curated record